Molecule: messenger RNA, 660 nt
Organism: Closterium sp. NIES-67
Lineage: Eukaryota; Viridiplantae; Streptophyta; Zygnematophyceae; Desmidiales; Closteriaceae
Source: the annotation of a GenBank genome assembly
ACCGAAGCUAUAGAGAAGCUGUGCGAGGCCGUCCCUCCGGACUUAGUGCACCUGAUUCGAAAAUACCCUCAGAUUUUCCCGGACGAUCUGCCAGCGGGACUCCCACCAAGCCGACCUCAGGACCACCGAAUCGAGCUGGAACCAGGCACCCAAGCAACGGUAUAGCCCCAAUUCCGGCUCAGCCAACCCGAACUCGAAGAAUUAUAGCAGCAGCUGGAUUACCUUCUGACGAAAGGAUUUAUCCGGCCCAGCACGUCACCAUACGCCGCCCCGAUACUGUUCACGUCGAAGAAGGAUGGAGGGUUCAGAAUGUGUAUCGACUACUGCGCGCUCAACCGGAUCACCAUCAAGUCGCGUUACCCGAUUCCGCGAGCCGACGAACUUCUCGACCAACUUCGUGGAGCCAAGUUUUUCUCGAAAAUCGACAUGCGAGGAGGUUACCAUCAGAUCCGCGUCGCCGCCGAAGAUUGUCACAAGACGGCAUUUCGAACCCGCUACGGCAGCUACGAGUACCUGGUGAUGCCUUUUGGCCUCACGAACGUGCCUUCGACCUUCCAAAUGACCAUGAAUGGAAUUUUCAGGGAACUCUUGGACAAAUGCGUCAUCAUCUACCUCAACGAUAUGCUAAUCUAUAGCUGCAGCAGGGAGCAGCACUUACAG